Molecule: messenger RNA, 3802 nt
Organism: Parnassius mnemosyne (clouded apollo)
Lineage: Eukaryota; Metazoa; Arthropoda; Insecta; Lepidoptera; Papilionidae
Source: the annotation of a GenBank genome assembly
GUCAGUGAAAUCACAAGGCUCCAACUGAAAACCAGCGAACGAAGAGAGAAUUGUUUAUGUCACAUUUUAGUUUUAAUUUAUUAAUAAUUUUUUUUGUUUUAUUAUUAAUUAAUGAUGUGCGCGUACUGCUUCUGAAUUUUAAUGCAUCUAUUACGACUACUCUUAUGAUAAUAGCUCACGUCAUAUUUAUUAAUUCGAUGGGCUUUAUCGACUCGCCGCAUGACUUCGAAAAGACGUACGAGACGUUCCAUUUUCACCUAAUAUACAACGGGCUAAUGAUCGUGCAGAUUUUCUUCGUAAUGUCGGCGUUUCUGCAGGCGUACAACAUACAGAUACGAUCGGAGACAAAGCCAAUUAAGUGGUCACAGCUUCCAAGGUUGUUUUUCGCAAGAUGGUGCAGAUUGACCCCAGCCAAUGCAGCGAUGAUCGCGUUCUCAGCCACUUGGCUUCGGCACAUGGGAUCUGGUCCUCUAUGGAAGCUUUACGUCACCAACUCCGUGGUGGCUGACUGCCGGAAGUAUUGGUGGUUACAUGUCCUCUACCUCAAUAACUAUUGUUCAGAAGAUAGACUGUGCGCCCUACAGACCUGGCACGUGGCAGCCGACACCCAACUCUUUGCGAUAGGGAUGUUUGUGUACUUGGCAACGGAGUCAAGUGGCAGGUGGUUGGCACUAACGCUGUUAUUGCUUGUGGGAAUGACAGCGCCGGCUCUGCACGUGUGGCUGCAGGACUUGGACGCGUUGGUUCUGAUGUCGCCUGAGUAAGCGAUUUAUAAUAAUUUUAUUAGUUAGAAUAAAAAGCUACUUUCAUAAAAUCAACACUCAUUGAUCAACACAGAGCACCGGCGGAUCGUAGGAGAGUAGCCAUACGCAGGCAUUUUCCUCUGUCAAAGUAUAUGUCCACGUUAUCCUAUGCGUACAAAAAACUAGUUACAGCCGCACUGCUCACUAGACUAAAUCUAGUUGCGUGGCUGAAUCGAUGUCCUACAAAAAUACUCAAUUGGGAUUUUUUUUUCUACAAAAAGAGAUCAGCUACGUCAAAUUUACAAAAAGGUGGCGUUAUCUUUUAUAUACUUAUAAAUAAAGUAAUAACGGUCAUGUUGUUUCUCAACACAGGCCGCUUGCACUUAUACAAUAUGCAGAUUGUUCGAGCGACUGAUCCGAGUCUGUAUCCGAGUUGUCGCUGUCACCGAGCGAUACUGUUGUAAUGUAUCUAUGUGUAUGUAAAAUUGUUAGUUUAUUGUUUUAAUUGCCAUGUGUGAGUUUCGUAGUAACAGACGAUUGUUUUUGUGUGCGCGGAGCAGACAUGACAAACAGUUCUGAAACGGGGAAAACGCUAUGGCUACUUCCGUCCGGUCAGUCGGUGGCCCGUGUUGUACUAUGUAUUUCCCAAAGUCUGAAGAAGAUAAACAACUCCCUUGAAGGAUAAUGUUUACGCUUUUUCAAUAAGAGACACAAAGAAAAAGUAAGCUUACCUUUAAAUAUUUAAAAAAAAUACACAUAUGAAUCACUCAUAAAUAAAACAUAUUACACUGUCGAUGACUGCCUUGUAAAUAGAGAUACUUGGUCUUAAUGUCUUUCAGUUUAACACAUAUACAAUCUCAUUUACAAGCUGGAAAAUUUAAUAUGUUAUUUUGUUAUUUAAUGAACAUAAAUUCACCAAAGACGUAUUUCGUCGUAGCUUUGUUUUAAGUCUACAUGAAUCUAGAUAUUGGUUUCAUUUAACGAUUCCUGUAUGUGUAUAUGUGCGUUUAUAUGUGUAUGUAUAUCCUGCAUGUGUGUAUAUGUGUAUAUGUCAAUUUUUUGUUUAUUUCAUAGACGGAUGGGGGGUAUAUUGCCAUAGUUGCCACGCUUCGCGAGCGGGUUGGCAACCGCAGAUUAAACUCGAAAUUCAACUCGGCUGAGCAGCGUUCGUGAGAUUACGACACAUCUUCUCGCCAGGCAUACCUUAAAACUGACUGCACAAGCAGUGCUUGUUGCCAGUGAUCAUCUGUGGAUCAGAGACGUAGUCCUUCACUGCUGGCCGAACAAGAAAGAAAGCUCAAGGUCGCUCAACGAGCUAAGAAGAGGGCUAUGCUCGGGUUUUUUCUGCAAGAUAGACUUAAAAACGAGGAUAUCCGCAGUAGAACUAAAGUCGACAAACCGACAAAGCCCAACGGAUUAGUAAUCUGAAGUGGCAAUGGGCGGGCCUUAUAGCUAGAAGAACGGACAACCGAUUAAAGAGAAAGUUUCUCGAGUGGCAGCCUCGUACCGGUAGACGAAGUGUAGGGCGUCCCCCCAUUAAAUGGAGUGACGACCUGGUAAGACAUGCAUGAAGUCGAUGGAUGCAGGUGGCUCAGGACCGUGCUUUGUGGCAUUAUUUGGGGGAGGCUUAUGUUCAGCAGUGGCCUUGUGAAGGGCUAUAAUGAUGAUUAUGAUAGACGGAUGCACUCAGGUGUCCCCAUAGAUUGUCUCAUAGGGGAGUAUUUGUUAUCGUUGACACGCUUGGCAGGCGGGUUGGCCACAUCAGUUUUUUAUUAUUAUGUUGAGUUGUUAUCAUGAAUAUGCUGUUGCCCUUCUCCCGAUUAAUUCCUCUCUCGCCUUUUACGAUAUGGCAUAUGUGAUUAUAUAAUUUCAUGAAAAUAACCUUGUAUUCUCACUAGGAUUAUAACAGCACAUGAUGCGUGUUGUCAAAGUUUAUUUGAACUCUAAAUUUUGUAAUAUUAUCCAUAUAGUAGCGAUUUAAGAACAUCCACUACUCCAUAUCACCCCGUGGAUGUCGUAAGAUAAAAAAAACUGCGGUUGACAAUGUAUGGCAAAUAUACCCUCAAUGAGACAAUCUAUGGCGGAGGCCUAUGUUCAUCAGUGGAUAUUUGAUAGGCUGUAAUGGAUAAUGGAUUUGUAAUAUUAAUUUACUUGCUUCUGUUUAAAGAUUUUACCGUAGAUGGUUUGACACUACGUUUCACUACCUGCACGUCCUCGGUCACAACAAUCUGACGUGUUACGUCAUCGGCCUUGGUACUGGCACUCUUGUUUACCAUUGGCAGAAGAAAAAUGUGGAUUUAUAUAAAUAUAAGUUAAAAAUGGGGGGCACUAUGCUGGUUUAUACUACCAGCUAUUGGCUGUCUGUUCCUGACGGGGCGUUUGUUCUUCAUUGACGGAGCUCGUGCCUCUCUGACCGCGCGCAUGUUGUACGCGGGAACACACCGCGUCGUUAUGGGAGCCUUGGUCGCCCUGGCCGUGGUGGCAAUCACCAUGAGGCUUAGUGAGAGUUUCUGCAGCUUCUUUGAAUGGAAUGGCUGGUUGGUGCCCAGCAGACUCUCCUACAGCGUCUAUUUGGUGCAUAUGAACUUUAUACAUGUGCUUCUUGGUAUAAGAACACAACUCAGUCUCGUGUCUUUAUAUAAUAUGCUUAUCGUCUAUUUCGGGGUGAUUGUGAUGUCAGUAAUGUUGGCACUGCCCUUCUACCUGAUAGUGGAGGCGCCAAUGACCGGACUUCUAAAAAUAUUCUUUAAAUCGAAAGACUCGAAACAGACAGAAGUUGAGUGGAAUGGAAAGAAAAAAGAGUAAUUAUGAAGAAAAGUGAGGAAUAAUUUUUGAAAAUUUAAGGGGAAUUUUUAGAAAUUAGGUCUUGAGAUUAUAAUAUUAUAAUAUGUGUAUAAUGUUAUGGACAGUAUGUUUUUUCGUGACUAAUUAAAUUAGCGCUAAUUAACCUCCUUUUUAAUUUAAUUCUGAAGAUUCACAGUACAUGUGUUUGCUACUUUUGGUAUAUUUCAAUAGUUUGUUUUAUUUCUAUUUUAUUAAAGAAUUCUGGCUAUGGUGUU